GUCAAUGAUUCAUCCAUGCAGUCAAUGUCUGUCCGCCGACCUACGUAUCUCAUCUCAUGACUUUGUAAGGGUUGAGAAUGCCGUUGGGAUCCAGCAGACGCUUCAGCUCUCGCUGAUGAAUCCAUUCAUCGAUAAACAAACGUACACACACAUACACACCAAUGCACUGCAUGUUUUGCUAUACCCAUCUGCUCCCUCACCAUGAGUUCGACGUGUGCCAUCUCAUUCGCGGCGGUGAUCUUGUCAGCCUUCAUCACACCUGCAUGCCAUCCAUGCAACACACACACGGACAGUGGGCGUGAAGAGCAGAGCAGAGCCAUCCAUCCGUCGAUCCAUCCAUCCACGCAUCAAUCCAUCCAUCAUGUGGCUGACCGAGGCCAUGUUCAGCCGACACAGAGCCCUUCACCGACUCUGAAUGCGUUUGAUAAGCAGCAGGCAAGAAGUGCCCACAUAUACGUACAUGCUGUGUGUGUAGCAUGUGUUGUCUCUUCAUGUAACUGACUCACUGAUGUAGUCCCAUAUGAAUGGCUCCAGGGCGGCCUCGAGCUGUUGGCACGCACUCAGGUCCUCAGCCAGCACAUUGAUGUGCAGAUUAGAGUCACCUGCACCCACACAUGAAUGUCAGAGGGAGGUGAGUCCUGUCUGUCUGCGUCUUUUUGUCUGACGUGGGAUGGCCUGCCUACCGAGGUGCCCAUAUCCAACACACGUGUGGCCGGGGAUGCCCUACACAGACAGACAGACGGUCGAAAGGCGAUGAAUGGAUGGAUGGAAGCGUAAGUAGCUAUGGUCGGUCGGUCACCGGCUGACCUUGAGUCUCUCUUUGAGCAGCUCAACGAUAUGGUACAUGCCUGUGAGGGGCAACGUGAUGUCGUACUUGUACACCUGACAGACGCACGUCAAUCAAACAGCCAGCCGUCAGCAAUGCAAUGAAUGCAUGGAUCUGUGUGCACGUGUUGUCUGAUCUAUCGUAUCUCUCACCUUCCCCGCAUGGCCCAUUGCAGGCCCGAUCGACUCCCUGCACACAAAUGGCAUCCGCGCCCGCACAUCACAUAUUCUGUCUGCUGUAGCCAGCCCACUUGCCUGAGCUUCCAGAACUCCUGUAUCUGUGUGGCAUUCUCGGCAUACACACCAUCCUACACACACACACAGAUGGAUGGACAGACGCACAGGAACGAACACAUUGACGCAUUUAGUGGCAAGCCGUACAUCUUUCCCUAUUUCACUCGCUGACCGUGACGGUUUCAUCUUCGAUGAGUUUGCCGACCAGCUUCUCGACACGCGCAUAGUCACACGCCUCAUCCUGACCUUACACACACACAUCGACCACAGACGGAGAGAGGGGAGGGAGAGAUUGCCAGGGGCCGUGACGACCGUGUGUCGAAGUGUGCUGACUGACCUGAGGUCUCCACGAGAAGGUAGAAGGGCGAAGCGCUCUGGAAGGGAUCACGGCUGCCCUGAUCAGUGGAUGGGAACCGACGAGACGUCAGGGCGCUGGUGUUGUAUGGGUGUAAGUAAGGGUGUAGGGUGUGGUGACUGACCGGUAUGUGUGUGGUGACCAUUUCGAGCGCCGACCGAUCGAAGAACUCGACGGCAGAGAUGAUGUCAGACAUCCGACGGCGACACUAAACGACAGACGCACACCAUAGCCCGUCCAGUGUGUAUCCAUCCAUUGCUCUCUCUGUGUGUGUGUCGCUGCCCACCUACCUCAGUGGCUGCCUGCACGACCUUAUCGAAAGAGUCACACUGGAACAGACACACUGCAACAAACAAAGGGGCGGGGAGGUAGUGAUGGGGUGUGCGGGGAAGGACGGGCAAUCGACGGUGUGCUGCCUACGUUGUACUGAUGACGACUUGAACGGACAGAUCAUCGUGACAGCUGUGACGACGCCCUGCAUUGCAACACAAGGCAAUUGACAAGAAAAGAAAUACCCUUGACUGACAAACUGACUGACACGAUUGAUUGGCACAUCCGUCACCUGUAUGCUAUGCUAUCCAUACCAGUGUGCCCUCGGCGCCGAUGAAGAGCUGGUGCGCCUUGUACCCCGUGUUGUCUUUCCGCAGCAGACUCGUCAUGUCCACCCGCGUCCCAUCGGCCUUGACCACCUCCAGCCCCAGCACCGACCCGCUGAGCGGCCCGUACCUGAGGUACCUCAGCCCGCCGGCGUUGGUGCUGACAUUGCCGCCGAUGUGACAGCUGCCCUUGGCACCCAGGUCGAUGGGCAUGGUGAAGCCCCGCUCCUCCACGUGCUGGUACAGCGACUCGAGCACGCAGCCGGCCUGGCAGUGCAGCACGCCCGUCGACUCGUCGAAAGAGAUGAUCUGCACAGAGAGAGAUAUAUAUAUAUACGAGGGCGGGGAUGUCGGGAGGGAGAACUGUGGGUUCGUACUUUGUUGAGGUUGGCAAGGGAGAGCACCACUUCAUCGAAACUGCACACGGAGACGAUGCUUAUCCCCUUUCUGUGUCUGCGAGGGGCCUGUGAGUGCUCACGUUGGCACGCUGCCUCCGACCAGCCCCGUGUUGCCCCCCUGCGGCACCACCGCAAUCCUCUGGUCAUUGCAGUACUUGAGCACACGCUGGGUCUCACCCACCGUCCUCGGCUUCAGCACCAGAGGACACUCACCCUCUGACACACACACACACACACACACACAUCAUUGCCCACCCCGUGGAUGAAGGCUCCAUCGCAUCGGUCGCUGCCUACUGUAUAUGCCCAUCCAGUCAAGAUUGUACGGCGCAACCUCCUUCUCGUCAGUCAGCACGCCGCCCUCGCCGACCACACCCCGGAAGAAGUCAACAUCCUCACCGUCCAGCUGCUUGAAGCGAGCAUCGCGCUGAAACUGCGGCACAUAAUACCUGUUGCUGCUGUGCUCCUUUGGCGCUGCUGCUGCCCGCCUCGGCCGUGAUGAGAAGCAGAGAGUGCGGUGGAAGGGCAGAUGGGAUGAAUCGGGAGGGAAAAAGGAGCGCUCGAGCGCUCGCAAGAGAGGCACUCUCGCUGCGGCUUGACGCGGCAGCAUCAUCAUGGAUCUUCACUCGCUGGUGGACUCAUGAAAAGGGAUGAAGUUUGUCGAUAUGAGAUGACUGGCGAAGAUUCGCACAUCCCAUAGCGCAGAG
Vitrella brassicaformis is the source of this 3112-nucleotide messenger RNA. The record is from the annotation of a GenBank genome assembly. Lineage: Eukaryota; Vitrellaceae.